Messenger RNA from Argiope bruennichi, 7527 nucleotides. RefSeq names its product clustered mitochondria protein homolog (gene clu). Gene Ontology annotation, cellular component: cytoplasm. Gene Ontology annotation, molecular function: mRNA binding; protein binding. Lineage: Eukaryota; Metazoa; Arthropoda; Arachnida; Araneae; Araneidae. Gene Ontology annotation, biological process: intracellular distribution of mitochondria. The coding region runs from base 234 to 4340 and encodes 1368 amino acids. The record is from RefSeq and is a predicted model, not a curated record. The transcript is spliced from 35 exons.
GAAAAGGAAGGUCGUAGGAAAAGUUCAUGUGGUUUACAAACUCAGCUGAGUUUGUUGCAGUGGGAUAAUUUUUCAUAGAAUAACUUUUCUACCAAAAAACGAGAAUAAUUUUGUUUGUGAUUAUAAGUAGCAUUUUAUUUUCAAAGUAAUUGAUCUUUUUUCUGUUUCAAGGAAAUAUCAGUAAAUUAAUUUACCCUACGCCCUUGAGCGAAGUUAUAUAAUCUAUUUAAAAUAUGGUGAAGGAUAAAGAUUCUGAUACUCUCACUGCAUCUACAAAUGAAACUGUUAAUGGUCAUUCUAAUAUGGAAGAAAAUGAUGAAUACGAUGAACUGACUAAAAAAUUAAAAGUCGCUGCAGAAACUCCUUUAUCACCAUAUUCACUACCUAAGGACAAGGCCUUAGAAAACAGUGGAGUUAAAAAUAGUCUUAAUGAUGCUGAAGAUGAAUCAAUUUCAAAAUUGACUUCUGAACUUGGUGUGAUAGAAAAUGGCAAAUUUAAUGAAAAAAAGAAUGAAUCUGUUCUAGAUCCUAGCAAAGACCAAGAAUUUGUUUUUAUACAUGAUGCAGGGUUUGUUGUAAAAAUUGUUGCACCUGGAGUUGAAUCUUUCGAUAUUCAAGUAAGUUCUACUGAACUCGUUCAAGAAAUUCAUCAGAUGUUAAUGGACAGAGAGGAAACUUGCCACAGAACAUGUUUUUCAUUGCAAUUAGAUGGUGUGACAUUAGAUAAUUUUGCUGAAUUGAAAACUAUUGAAGGUUUAGGUGAAGGAUCUGUCAUUAAAGUUGUUGAAGAACCAUAUACUGUUAGAGAAGCACGCAUUCAUGUUAGGCACAUCAGAGAUUUGCUGAAAUCUUUGGAUCCUGCUGAUGCUUAUAAUGGCGUGGAAUGCAGUUCAUUUUCAUUUUUGAAUACUAUUACACAAGGUGAUAUUCUAGAGAAGAAAAAAAGCCGUCCUGAUUCAGUUGAUUGCACUCCAUUAGAUUAUAUCCUUCCUUCAUCCAAUGAUUUACCUUUAUUACCUCUUCAGCCUCAAUCUAAAGAUCCUAAAAUUGCACCAGCCUUAAAGGUUUUAACCAUUAGUGGUUGGAAUCCUCCGCCAGGUUUAAGGAAACUCCGUGGUGAUUUGCUUUAUCUUUAUGUUGUUACUGCAGAAGAUAAAAGACUUCACAUCACAGCUUCAACUCGUGGAUUUUAUAUUAAUCAAACAACAGAUGAAGAGUUUAAUCCUAAACCUGCUACUCCUAAGCUUAUUUUUCAUUCUCUUGCCGAUUUAUUAGGACAGGUGAGUCCUAUAUUUAAGAGGAAUUUCAACCUCAUUCAGAAGAAGCGUACACAGCGUCAUCCUUUUGAGCGUGUGGCUACACCCUAUCAAGUUUAUACAUGGGCAGCACCUAAUUUAGAGCAUACUGUUGAUUCUAUUCGAGCUGAAGAUGCUUUCUCUGCUAAACUUGGUUAUGAAGAACAUAUUCCUGGCCAGACUAGAGAUUGGAAUGAAGAACUCCAAACUACCAGGGAGUUGCCUAGAAAUACCUUACCUGAACGUCUUGUACGUGAGAGAGCUAUUUUCAAAGUUCACAGUGAUUUUGUUACAGCAGCUACCAGGGGUGCAAUGGCUGUAGUAGAUGGAAAUGUAAUGGCCUUGAACCCUGGAGAAGAGACUAAGAUGCAGAUGUUUAUUUGGAAUAACAUUUUCUUCAGUCUUGGAUUUGAUGUUCGAGACCAUUAUAAAGAAGUAGGAGGUGAUGCUGCUGCUUUUUCUGCACCAAAUAAUGAUCUUCAAGGUGUUAGAGCUUAUAAUGCUGUUGAUGUUGAGGGAUUGUAUACCCUUGGUACAGUGGUAAUUGAUUAUCGUGGCUACAGAGUUACUGCGCAGUCUAUUAUUCCAGGUAUUUUGGAAAGGGAACAAGAACAUUCUGUUGUCUAUGGAUCUGUAGAUUUUGGAAAAACUGUUUUAACACAUCCCAAGUACCUUGAAAUGUUGAAUAAAGCUGGACAGCCUCUAAAAAUUCAACCUCAUAAAGUUUUGAAUGAAAAGGACGAAGAAGUUGAAUUAUGUUCAUCUGUUGAAUGCAAGGGCAUUAUUGGAAAUGAUGGACGUCAUUAUAUUCUUGACUUAUUACGAACCUUUCCACCUGAUGUGAAUUUUCUCAUUCUUGACAGUGAGGAAUUAUCUAAAGAGGCCCAAGCUUUAGGAUUUCCACGCAAUCAUAGGCAUAAACUUUGCUGUUUAAGGCAGGAAUUAAUAGAUGCUUUUGUUGAUUCUAGGUAUAUGAUGUUUAUAAAGCUAGCAGCAUUCCAUUUACAACAGCUUGGUGUAAAGAAUAUUAUUGAUAAGAAAGUGACUCAGAAUGCUGAGAAUGCAUCAACAGAUGUAAAAGAUGACAGUUGUGAUAAAAAAGAUGAAGAAAAGACAGAGACCAUUGAAGAGAAUGUUACUACUAAUGGUGAAAAUGAAAAAAAGAAUGAGCAGGAGCCAGAUUAUCAAAAGAUAGUUGAAAGUAUCACAAAGAAAGAUAAAAAUGAUGUUGAUAGUACAAAAGAAGUAAUAAAGAAGGCUGCAAUAGCAGUUGGAUCCUUAAAAGAAACAGAAUUUGAUUUGAGAUUUAAUCCUGAUGUUUUUUCACCUGGUGUGAGGCAUCCAGAAUCACAGAUUGAAAAAUUAAAGAAGGAAAAGCAACUUGUUAAGGAUGCUGCAGACUUUUUGUUAACAGCCCAAAUACCUGGCUUUAUUAGAGAUUGUUUGGAUCAUUCAACAUCUCCCAUUGAUGGAGUAACACUCACAGAGGCUCUUCAUGGAAGAGGUAUUAGCAUGCGAUACUUAGGAAAAAUCACUGAAAUGGUUGCCAAAAUACCUCAGUUGCAUUAUUUGUAUAGAAUCAUGGUAUUGGAACUCAUCACUCGAACUGCCAAACAUUUAUUUUCUCAUUACAUCCAAUCUGUUGAAACUAUGUGUUUGUCAAGUGCUAUUAGUCAUUUUCUCAAUUGCUUUUUAUCAUCUUGUACAAAUUUGCCAAGUCCUGUAUCAUCUGAAGAAUUACAAGUGAAGUACAAAAAGAAGGGAAAACGAAAGGGAAAGCAGAAUCCUUUGCGAUUUGAAGAUAACAAUGAAUGGGCUUUGCUUUCAACUAAAAUCUUUUGGACCAAUAUGAAGAAUGAACUACUAUCAUAUUAUGCUUGGGAACUACCUUGUGAUACAAUUGAUGCAAUUGUAGAAAAAUUCUCUUAUCACAAACUAUAUAUCAUGCGUUCUUUUUGCGUUAAAACUGGAGUUCAGAUUUUAUUAAGAGAAUAUAAUUUUGACCAUAAGACAAAGCCUAUCUUCUCAGAAGAUGAUAUAUUGAAUAUAUUUCCUGUAGUAAAGCAUAUUAAUCCACGAGCCACUGAUGCUUAUAAUUUCUACACAACUGGACAAUCUAAGAUACAACAAGGUUUCCUAAAAGAAGGUUAUGAGUUAAUAACAGAAGCUCUAAAUCUAUUAAAUAAUGUUUAUGGUGCCAUGCAUCCUGAAAUUUCACAAUGUCUUCGGAUGUUAGCUAGGUUAAACUAUAUAAUGGGUGAUCAUGCAGAGGCUAUGGCAUUUCAGCAGAAAGCUGUUCUGAUGAGUGAACGUGUGAAUGGUGUUGAUCAUGCAUAUACAAUCUCUGAAUAUACACAUCUCGCCUUAUAUUGUUUCGCAAAUUCUCAGAUAACCACUGCUUUGAAGCUUUUAUAUCGUGCUAGGUAUUUAACUCUUCUGGUCUGUGGGGAAAAUCAUCCUGAAAUGGCUGUUCUAGAUAGUAAUAUUGGUCUUAUUUUGCAUGCUGUUGGAGAAUAUGAUUUGUCUCUUAGAUUCCUAGAAAAUGCCUUAAAGUUAAACAUAAAUUACUAUGGAAGCAAGAGUUUGAAAGUUGCAGUCAGCUAUCAUCUUGUAGCUAGAACUCAGUCAUGUAUGGGUGAAUUUCGUGGUGCUUUACAGAAUGAGAAAGAAACAUACAGCAUUUACAAGCAACAGCUUGGUGAAGUCCAUGAGAAAACUAAAGAAAGUUCCGAGUGCUUGCGGCAUUUAACUCAACAGGCUGUGGUGCUCCAAAAGAAGAUGAAUGAAAUUUAUAAAGGAAAUUCUAGUGCCAUACUUCCACCUAUUCAAAUUCAGCCACCAUCUUUAAGCAGUGUUCUAGAUAUGUUGAAUAUUAUCAAUGGAAUUUUGUUUGUACAGAUUAGCCAACAAGAUAUUGAAAAUUUUAGAGCUGAAUUUGAAAGACGGCAGUUGAAAGAAUCUGACUCACCUAAAAAGGACUCAGAGGCUGAAGUUAAUGGACUUACUACUGUGACAGAAGCAACCAAUUCCAAUGAAUCAAGUUAAUUUCGAAACGUCCAAACUAGAGUUUAAAGCACAAAAUAUAGAUGAGGUUUUUUCCUUGGAGAAUUUGUUUUCCAUGGGCAUAAAGACUAUAGAAAAAGUUAGCAUUUUAGAUAAGCUUUUCAAGAAAGGAAAAUGUCAUUGUGAUUGCAAAUGGCAAGAGACUGAAGUUUUCAAAUUGUUUGUGCUGUGGACGGCAUUUAAAUAUCAUUUUCUUCAUUCUAAAUUGUCAUUUUUCAAAGCUGCCCCUGAAAUAUGUUGUACUAAAGAGUAUAAAGAAGGCACGUGGGGUAUAAUUUUUGUAACAGAAAAUUUUCUAUUUUUUUUACACUAAAAGAAUUCUUAGCCUUGAAAUAGUUUGGAUAAAUAUCUGAGAUCGGUUGAGAUAACUGAUGAGUUAUUUAAUUUUAAAUUUAAUUAUGUGAACUUGAUUUUUUGUUAUUUUUGUUUGAUUUAUGUGACUACUUUAAAUCAAUUUACAAAUAUAAAUGUGAAUUACUUAUUCAUAUCGUAGAUGAAUGGAAAUGUCUGCUGUUUAGAAUGAACUCCUUUAUUCUGAUAAAUUCAUUGAAAUCAUUGGGGGGAAAAUAAUGAAUGAAAAGUGAAUUUUUUUCCAGAAAUUCUUGCAAAUUUACUAUAUUAUUUUUCCAAAAGAGGACUUUUAAAUGUAUUGUUAUCAAUAGUUUCAAAUUUGAAAUUAAAGAAAUUCACAUUUUAUUUUACACUCUUUAAAUAUGAAAUUCAACAGAAUUUUUUUUUCAUUUAAAUUCCAUUACAAAGUGGUAAGCAAUAUUAAACAUCAUUAACUUUUCAACUGAGUAAUAGUUUUGUGCCAAAUAGUUUAUUUUUAUGUUUAAAAAUUCAUAUUCUGAAUUCAUUACGGGUAAUUGAUAAAUUGAGAUUACUUUUGUUUCAUUCACUGUUUUAUUUUUAUUUAAAAUUCUUUAAAAAAGAUUUAAUAUCAAGCCAAAAGAACAUUUUUCAGUUUUAUAUAUUCAUCUAGCAAUCAAAUGUUUCUGCCUAUUUUUUGAGGAUGGGUGACAAUUUAUACAUUAAACUGCUUAAUAUUCUUCAUCAUAAUUUUUUUAUUUUAUGGAAGAGUUGUUUAUUUGCAUCGAUUUUCUUCUAUCACUGCAGAUGUUCAUUUUAAAUGAAUUGACAACAAAGAAGUUAGCAGUUAAUUUUUUUGUUUGAAACAAUAAUGAUGUGUUUUUUUCUCAAGAAAGUUAAUGAAAUACAGAAUUCUAUUUAUAAUGUAAACUUGUUAAAUGCCAAAAUAUGUAUAUUUCAUUUUAAAUGUUUGCCUUGUGUGAUAAACAGUCAUCCUUUUUUCUUUUGUACUCUAAUCAAGUGUUGAUUGUUUUUUUUCUGGUGAAUUUUUGCAUUCAUUCAAGAACUUUGUUUCACAAUUAGCUAUUUCAGUUGUAAUUUUUUUAGUAAUGUCUGAAACAUAAUCUUUUAGUCGUUUGCAUUAGAUUUUAAUUUUAGUCAAUUAAUCAUUCUAGUUGUACCUUCUCUUUGUAUUUUGUGUAUCAUUUGAGUUUUACCAUGAAAUUAUUUUGUAUUGACUUAGAUGAUUCUGAAUGAGAUAUUUUAGCAAGGAUAUUUUUGUAGUUUGUUUUUAUUAUCAUGUGUUUUUUUAGACUAGAAAUUUAUCAUUGGUUAAAAAAUUUUUUUUUAUUAUUCAAUCAAGGAAUGAAGUUUUUUUGUUUCUGGUUUACAGACUCUUGGAUCUGAUGUUGACACACACACAAAAAGUUCUUUAUAACCGACAAUUUCGAUUUUCAAUUUUGCCUUUAAAACUAUUUGCAACUAUAUUGGACUAUCUUUUAUUUUAGGCUCCUUGAUUUUAUUUAACAUUCAUUUUAGUUCUUCAUACAUUAAAUUUCUUAUGCAAAUAGUUUUUUUUUCAAUCAGUGGCGUUUUGUUUUGAUAUGCAUAUCAUUUUUAUUCUAGAUUGUUGUUCCUUCUAUUUAAACUGUUUUAUGUUGAGCAUGAUUUUACGUGCAAUAUUGUCGUAUGACGUAGGAUUAUGUGAUAGUGCUCAAGUCAGGAGUGAAGUGAAACAAUGAAUAGUAGUUGUUACUUUAUAAAAUUUAUCAUGUUAUAAGUAUAGUUAAAUUAAAAUACUUUAGAUCCUGCAUAUGGAUUUUAGGAAUAAAUUUAUUAUUAUUAGGCUUUUAAUAAUAAAGUAGCUAUUUAUUAUUCCAUUUUUAAAAUGUUUUUUGCAAUACAUUGUUUAUAACAAGAUGAAUAUAGAAGGCAUAAAAAUGAGUUUUAUUGUAGUUACACAUUUUCUUCAUUACUAAUAGAAUAGUUUUGCCUGUGAAACAUUCAUAAUAAAUAUUGCAUAUUGUUAAUCUAAGAGUUUUCAGUUAGAAUUUUUUUGUUCAUAAAAAUUAAGCAAAUUGAAUUUUCUUGUAAAAUCAUGCUUUUUUUUUUAAUAUUCAUAAUACUGAAAUUGAUUUUUUAAAAAAUAAUAUUGACUGAAGUUUGCUGCUGGUUGGUAAAAAUGUAAAGCUCUAGCUUACCUUAUGAUGGCAUAAUGUAAUUGAAAUUCUAUUGUUAAAAUUAAUUCUUAGUUGUUCUUUAAAAUGUAUUUAUUUUUUUACCAUAUUCUUUAAAUUAAAGUUAAAAUUUUUUCCUAUCGUUUUAAAAUUUCUCGAUUUUACAUCUUUAUUGUUAUAUUUUUUGAUGUAUUAAUGACCUUGAAAAAAAAUCGACUUUGUGUCUGCCAUAUUUAGAUUGGAAUCCAUUAAGAUUUAAAGAAGUGUCUUAGUCAGUUGUAACUAUUUUAUAUGCUACCAAUUUUUGAAUAAACAUUUUUUAUGCAUAUUUCUGUGAUCAACGAUAGUGACUUCAAAAUCUUUUAUUGAAGUUUCCAUACCUUGUAAGACUUUUUAAAUUAGUUUGUUAAAUAAUUUUCAGUUGCAUAUUUUGUUCUCAUUAUGAAGUAUUUUACAGUCCAAGAUUUUUACCACUGCAAGUUAGUGUUUGUGAAAAUCCACGGCUCUAUGCAUUGGCGAGUUAAAACUUAAUGCAGAUCUCAACAGUUGUGUUAUGUGUUGCCUCGCUUGCAUAACUUGUAGAACAAAAUAUGUCUCAGAUGCAAAUCUCACUUAAAUGCUCUCAAGAAACCUGAUGGGACCUAAUGUUUUACAAUUGUUAUAAUAAAAAUAAUUGAAUUUUG